ACCAUGGAGGGAAAACCGUCCCUAAUGGAGAAGAACAUUCCACAGGGACGACAAGAACUCGUCGACGCUCGUGUACAACAGCGACGAUGUUCCAACGCAGCACUCUUGGCAGAGAAUGAGAUUUUUGAACGUUUUAUCACCCGCAUGGACCCUCAGGAACUCUUGUUGACCGAGCAUGAGAGUCUGGGAGUAGAGAAAACCACUGAGAGCAAGGGUCAAGAAUGGGGGCGGAGAUCUCAGUGCAACUUGCCCGAUGGCCUUUUGCAGCUAACAUUGGAACAGAAACUCUGCGUGGUGCAGAGGGAAGUAGCAGAGGUGAUAAAAGACAAAGAGAAGCACAGAGAAACAUUUGAGAGAACCAAGGACAACUACAAGGCCUCCCUGAAAGAAAUAGAAAUACAGCGUGCAGAUAUUCGCAGGUCCAAGAAUGAAUUGGAAGAUGCAAUGAUGAAGAUCUCAAACUUGAGAGAACCAGAGAAGGUGCUCCAGUACAUCAGGAGUAAGCAAGCUACCCAGUGUGAGACUUUGAAACUAAAGAUCCAAGCCCAGAAGCGGCAGGAGAAGAAGCUCCAGCAGCAGCUGCAGGAGAAGCGAGACAUGGGAAAAGCAGGACUUGAGGACAUUUUCAUGGAGUACAGCGAGCCGAUAAUCGACGCCAACAUUGGAGAGCUCCGAAUCAAACUUUUGCAAGCGCAGCGUGUCCUCAACUCUCACCAGUUCCCCUUCAAAAUGUGUGGACAGGAAGCACUUCAUGGUGUGACACAGGAGUCCGUAGAGCUGAGCAGUGACAUCACCAGGAGGAAGAAGAUGCUUCAGAAAAUUGAGCAGGAGAUACUGCGUGCUGAAGAGGAACGUUUGAAGGCCGAGGGCGUCAACAAGCAGCUGCGUCGCCUGAUGUCAGAGUACCAGGCGCCUGACGUUUCCCAAUACAUGCACAUCAAGGACGAACACAAGAAGCUGCAGCAGAGCGUUCACGCUUGGCAGAGGAAGGUUGGAGUUGCUGAGAUGACCUCAAAGACGAAAUCCUGGAAGCAACCCAGAGGCACUGCUGUAGACAGUGCAGAUGUUGGCACAGUGAAGCUGCCACACAUAGCAUAGAAUGCCAGUGGACACAGCGUAGAGUCAGAAGAAUUUAGAAUUAGAACUUAACUUCUUCUAAUGAUCAUGUUAAAUAUUACGGUCGUUUCUUAGUUGAGUUUCAAAUUUCCAGAAAACUUUGAUGGAAAAGUUCCAACAUUGGACACCUUUUAGGGCAAUCAAUUACAAUAUAUAGACAUUUACUGGAAAACAAAAAUAUCAAUUAAGAUAUUGCAAAGAAACAUUCAACCCCCGUAGAAAAUCACGUGACUUAGACAGUAGAGCGGCUGUGCCAGCAACAUGCGGGUUCCUGGUUUGAAUCCAGCUUCCGCCAUCCUAGCCACGUUGUGCCCUUGAGCAAGACACUUCACCCAACUUGCAUUUGAUAUAUCGUGGUUAGCAGUGGCGGGCCGUGCGUUUCCCACCUAGGCCUUCAGUGAUGUCCGACUUCAAUGAUUACCUCUCAAAAUACCAUAAUUGAUGUCACCACAUGACCUUUGCUGGAGAAAUACUAUACAGAAACACAUUUACAGUGUACAAAAUGGGUUAUUUUCUGGUGCAUUUAAAAAACAAUUCAAACGCAUCAGCAAUUAAAACAUAUCUUAUGUGGAACUGUCAAAAUUAAAAUUGCAAAAAACAUUAAAAGUGAAAAAAUUAAAUAUUUGAACUCACAAUUUGUAGCAGAUAUUCGACGCGGUAUAAGCCAGUGGUACCCCUCGUCGUCGGCUUUUUCGAGUGGAAAUGGCGAGCAUUUCCCCAUUUCGUCGCCAGAACAGCUGAGCUAGCUUCCGGGGUUGGCCGACAUCGUCUCACAAGAUGUAGUUUCUCUUUAAAUAUUCUUCUUGAAAAUGGCCUUGCAAAUAUAUAUCCGCCACCUAAUCAACGUUUUGUUCUCCUUCUCUGCUAUCCCGGUCUGGCUACGGCGCAACACUUCCUGCUAAAUUGCAACUUGUGAAUGGAUACUCACUUUGGAGUGUCAAGUGAGAAUCCAAUCACAGUCUCGUUAACAUCAGGCUACUUAUAUAGGCUACUGUCAACAACACGUGAUCUGAUUGGCUCUCACAACUGUCUCUCAACUCUGUGUUCUCAAAUUCAUAGUUCAACAUGAGGCCAUCUAAAGGCCUUACUGACAACUCGUGAUCUGAUUGGCUAUUGCAACUGUCUAUCAACUGUAUGUCCCCGUUCACUUACAGUGCACAGACGCCCGCAUUGUUGAUUCUGAAGGCUUUGGGCAGAUUUGGUACAGCAUGGCAACAUAAGCUAGCUGAAUUCUGAUUGGAUACAAACUAAAACUAAAAACAACAGCACUGGAAGGAGCAUAAUAUGACAUGAAGAGAAUAUGAAUACUUUUAGACAUUCAGGGAAAGUAAAUUAAAAAAUAAUUUAAUCUUUAAUUAUGAUCUUGAUUUCCGGUUAUGUUAGGCCAGCAGAGGGUUAGCGCAUUGCAUGGCAGCUUCCGCCAUCAGUGUGUAAAUGUGUGUGUGAAUGGUUGAAUGUGACCUACAGUGUAAAGUGCUUUGGGUAUCAUGCUGGUACAGUAUAGUAAAAGUGUUAUAUGAAUACAGAUCAUUUACAAUUAUUUACAAAAUGCAUAAAGAACCAAUAGAUUUAAAACAUUUUUAACAGUUGCAAGUAUAAUUUACAAUUGUGUCUGAUUCAUUUUGAGUGCAACUUAGUUCCAUUUUGUAUGAGAACAGAAGUGAAUGAAUGAAAUAAAAACAAAAAUAUGAAUGAUUAGGGGAAUGUUUUUUCUAUUAGAAUAGGUGAAUGACAAGUGUUUACAUGUAGACAUUAAACUGAUUCACAACACAACAUUGUUUAUAAUUGAAUGACCUUGUAGUUUACUGCCUGCCUUUAGCUGACCUGCAAUUUUACAGAUGUUUUUACUUUUCCGAUAAAAAAUAAAUACAAAGGCAGAUGGGAUAGGCCCCAACUCCCCUGUGAUUCCAAUGAGGACAAACUGUAUAGAAAAUAAACUAUAUAGACUGAGACUCAAUGAGUAUUUCAACUACAUUAGUUUGAUUUUGUUGUACUUUUUCAACAAAGUUCACAUCACUUCAGUCAGAUGGAAGACCUUUCCUCUCACGCGGCAAUUAACCGAAUAAAACAACUUCCAUGCAGUUAUACGCUGUGCAAUAACUCCACCUCACACUGGAUAAACAAUUUCAUUUAUUAGAAAGAGGUCACUUGAGGACCAGUUAUGAUGUUACAUGCCUUAUAUGCAUUUACAUACAUCAAAGUGCAGUAGGUGAUCUGCUUCUCUUAAUAUGAACUCUGCAGGAGGGCAUCAUUACUUGCAUGAAUGUGUCUGCUCAGCACACAGCAGCUGAAUGAAUGAAUGUCCAGAAACAUCUUUGAAGGCACUUUCACAAGUACGUUACAGUAGUACAGUUCUACUGUCCACAUCAUUACAGUAUAUGAUGAAAGCACACGUUCUUAUACUGCUUACUUAUUUAUCCUACAUCAUUUGCUCUCUAAAUAUCAGUCAGUUUUACUCAGAAACAAAAAAAUUAUAUACGUCAGUAAUCCAGAAAUCUAUGUAGCGUUCCGUGAAUAUACACAAACAAUACCUGUCGAGACACGUUAGAGAGCGUCACAAAAUCAGCAAUUGUUUGGAUGGACAUUCCUAAAACAACCUACAGAGAUUUAAAUAUACACACACACAAAUUGGAACUCUUGUUCGCUGCUGACUGGCACGGGUGCGGCGCUUCGACGCACCACUGCUGUCACACAGGAAAGGGAUUCAGAAUGUUCUAGUAACAUUCUCAUCACAGCAUGUAAGCUCUUGACAGAGCGAAGUUGUCAUCGUGAGUCCUUUACUAGCAACAAUACGUCUUUUGGAGAGUCCUCAUCCAUGCUUUGGCUGGACGACGCCAACCAAGCGACACUUUUUUGUGCACGUUUCCUAUUUAGAUGUCAAAUUUGAAUGAUGCUCAUAAAGUAGUGGUUUUCUCCGAGUGUUGACGCAAGAUGACGGCUCAACCAUGACUCAUUCAACAACACAGUACUAGAGAGUCUGUUGACAGCAGCUUUACAAUGGCAACUUAUAACAUGUGCAAGAUGUCAGAGGCGACAGCGGUCAGUGGAAAAAAAACAAGACGGUGGUUGUUAGUUCUCACUGAGCGCAGCCUCAGUGGUAAACAUGUGUUACAUGCACCAUGGAGUGUCCAGUUUUUGUUAACCUAACUAUGAUGCAACAUGACAGGGAGCCUUUGUGAUUUGUUGUUGGUGUUCAUUCUAGACUUAUCAAGGUUUUGAUUGGCCAGCUACAGUUUUAGGUGAAUCUGCUGCAUGCAUCGUGCAGCCUUUGUGGAAGUUGCUUUCGUUCCCAACCGUCACAUGGUGCAGGAUUUGUCCAACGAAUCCUGAGUGGACGUGGCGGGAGGGUGCGGCGUCUGACCGGUCUUGGGCACGACCGUUGGUUUGGGUCUCAAAGCGGGCGGCUUGAGUUGCACCCCCAUGCGGGGCGUGACCGCAGGUUUGAAGGUGCUCAUGUUGUCGCUGGAGGCGCUGGUGCUGCGGCGGAAAGGCGGCUCGGUGUUGGCGGUGGACCUGAGCAUGACGCCGUGGAUAGGAAGGCCGAGGGAUUCGCUGGAGCUGGCCGGCGUGGGACCCCCGACGCUACCGGGGGUCUGGCGCUGCUCCAGGGUAUCCAGCACCACGUCGGGGGCGUGCUUCGCCGAGCUCUGGCGCUCUAACUCGCGCAGCUCA
Molecule: messenger RNA, 4788 nt
Organism: Entelurus aequoreus (snake pipefish)
Lineage: Eukaryota; Metazoa; Chordata; Actinopteri; Syngnathiformes; Syngnathidae
Gene: cfap263
Product: cilia and flagella associated protein 263
Exons: 9
Coding region: 4-1098 (364 amino acids)
Biological process (GO): cilium assembly
Cellular component (GO): ciliary basal body; axoneme
Source: RefSeq, a predicted model, not a curated record